AUGGACGAAGAUCCUCCAGAGACCCCAGCAUCAGGGUCACCCUUGUCGGACAUCGACUCUGAUGAGUUUCCUGAAGAAGUCAAAUUUGGUAACAGACAGCGCUCUGGCUCAAGAGACUCUACCAUCUCUGCGUCGGAUGACGAGACAACAUCGGCCAUGAGUACUACAGCGCCAGUCGACAUGCCUCCCGCCAAACGUCGCAAGACAGGGGCGUCCAGCUACGAUCAUGCCACUCCUCAAUCAGCCUCGACCGUCAUUCCUCCACGGUCCCCUACAGGCUCGAUCUCAAGCGAUACCUCAGGCUCUGUCCCCACGUCGCCGUCAUUCGCAAACCUUGGCCCUACACAUCCUCUCUCCACCGCGUACGCCGCAGCUCAAGCCAACCCUGAGAACCCCGACUCAGCGGACUACAUCCAAGUGACCAAGUGUCUGUGGGAAGGCUGUGUAGAUCAGGAACAGGGCAACAUGGACAAUCUAGUAGCACACAUCAACGACAUUCAUAUCGUACCACGCCAAAAGAAGUACUACUGUGAAUGGGAAGGCUGUGUGAGGAAGGGGCAACCCCAUACUAGCGCAUACGCGUUGAAGGCUCACAUGAGAAGCCAUACCAAGGAGAAGCCGUUCAUGUGCCAGCUGCCAGAAUGCGACCGGAGUUUCACCAGAUCUGACGCUCUAGCUAAGCAUAUGCGUACUGUGCACGAAACAGAGGCAUUGCGGCCUAGUGACCCUGUGCCUCGAGGUCAUACAGGAGGCAUCUCAAACGGAGGAGCCUCUCUCAUGCCACCAAAGAGGUUGAAGUUGACAAUGGGCGGCAAGACAAAUGGCGACAAAAAGGCCACUUUGAUCGGAGAUCUACCACCACUACCAACUCGGUACACUCUUUCCCUGGCGGGGAUCAACCCAGAAGACGUCAGAAUGGCAGAUGACAACGACUCUGACGAUCUGGUCGAUGCCGUCGACGUUGAUAUUGUGCCAAUGACUCUUCCUCUCCCUCUAGACUACUACCCGCCCGACAUCUGGGAGGAUAUGGAUGAGAGCGAGCGUUCUCUGCCUCCGUCCCAGUGGUUUCGGCUCCUGCGCAGACAAAUCCACUGGGCCGAGUCAGAAAGAAACGGGUUGCAAAGAGAACUGGAAGAGCUACGAGCAAUGACCGAAGACGCAAGAGGCCAUCCGAUCAGGAGAGGAUUGGGCGAUGAGAAAGGGGCUGAUGAAAACCGGAGGAUGGAGUGGGAGCGGUCAGAGGAAAUCUUGGAGACGCUGUUGCGGGCUGAGGUUGGUCAAGCACUAGAGAUGGUCACUGGUGAGGCGCCAGAUCCAACGAGCGAGCAGAACCCAUGGGAAAUGCUCAAGGUGGUCCAGGCGCUCAGCACUACUUCGGCAGCAUAG
This is a messenger RNA of Cladophialophora yegresii CBS 114405, 1386 nucleotides long. RefSeq lists its product as uncharacterized. NCBI's taxonomy places the organism in Eukaryota, Fungi, Ascomycota, Eurotiomycetes, Chaetothyriales, Herpotrichiellaceae. The coding region runs from base 1 to 1386 and encodes 461 amino acids. The record is from RefSeq and is a predicted model, not a curated record. Gene Ontology annotation, cellular component: nucleus. Gene Ontology annotation, biological process: regulation of transcription by RNA polymerase II. The transcript has a single exon. Gene Ontology annotation, molecular function: RNA polymerase II cis-regulatory region sequence-specific DNA binding; DNA-binding transcription factor activity, RNA polymerase II-specific.